GAACAGAAGACCAUCAUGGUCAAGAAUAUCUUUAAGCCCAAGAUGGGCGCUGUUGCGUCGAAAGGCGCCGACGUUGAAAUUGCCCAGGCUGAGGCACCUCACCUAACACCUGUCCACUGGAGGUCCGAUCCCGGCCUCAGGAAGCUGUACUUUUAUGCAGUUAUCAUCUGUAUUGCCUCUGCUACAACGGGCUACGAUGGAUCGAUGUUGAACAACCUGCGAAUCCUCAAAUAUUGGACCGACUACUUCCACGAUCCCAAAGAAUCGACUCUUGGUCUACUGACCGCGCUUUACUCAAUCGGUUCAAUCGCUUCUCUCCCGAUCGCUCCCUUGAUUGCCGACCGCUAUGGACGAAGAGCUGCCAUCGUGGUCGGAUGCGUUAUCAUGAUUGUCGGUGCUGCCAUUCAGGGUGCUGCCAAAAAUCUUAGCUACUUCAUGGGUGGGCGCUUUCUAAUGGGUUUCGGAAACUCGCUUGCACAGCUUUCCUCACCCCUACUGCUUACUGAGCUGUGCCACCCCCAGCAUCGCGCUCGUGUCACUGCCGUUUACAACUGUCUGUGGAAUGUCGGUGCUAUCAUAUGUACCUGGUUGACCUUCGGUACCAAGCGCAUCGACAGCGACUGGUGCUGGCGUAUUCCUGCCCUGACUCAAGCCGCUCCCUCCAUAAUCCAGCUGUCUUUCAUCUGGUUUAUUCCUGAGUCCCCUCGUUGGUUGAUCUCGAAGGAGAGGAACGAGGAAGCUCUGGCUAUUCUCGGGAAAUAUCACGCCAACGGUGACAUCAACAAUCCGACUGUUCAAUUCGAAUAUGCCGAAAUCAAGGAAACACUACGCUUGGAAUUCCUGUACAAGAAGACGUCAUCCUACCUUGACUUCUUCAAGACAAGGGGCAACAGGUACAGGCUUAUGUUGCUCGCCUCCCUUGGUCUGUUCUCUCAGUGGUCCGGAAACGGUCUUGUAUCGUACUAUGCGACCGACGUAUAUAAGAGCAUCGGCAUUACAGACGCAGAUACCCAGCUCGGCCUCAACGGUGGCCAGACGAUCCUCUCCCUUAUCGUCUCCGUCUCUUGUGCGCUACUGAUUGACCGUGUCGGUCGUCGUCCGCUAUUUAUCGCUGCCACUGCGUCCAUGUGCGGUGUGUUCGUCGUUUGGACAAUAUGUUCUUCGCAACAGGAGGCCACAAAGAGCAAAGCUGCGGGCUCAGGCGUCAUUGCCAUGAUCUGGCUCUUCAACAUCGCUUACGCGCUUGCGUGGUCUGGUCUUCUUGUCGCUUACACCGUCGAAAUCUUGCCAUUCAAGAUUCGUGCCAAGGGUCUCAUGAUCAUGAACCUAUUCAUUCAGGUGGCCUUGACUAUCAACCAAUACGUCAACCCCUAUGGAUUCGAGUAUUUGAAGCCUACCUGGAAGUUUUACACUAUCUACGCUGUCUGGAUCUUCAUCGAGCUCAUAUUCGUUUGCGUCUUCUACGUUGAGACUCGCGGUCCUACCCUGGAAGAAGUUGCCAAGAUUUUCGAUGGCGAGGACGCUGAAGUUGCCCGUGUUGACAUUGACGAGGUCACGGCCACGGUCUCAGGCUUCGAGAAGAACGAAGGAAUGCAUGUCGAACAUGCCAAGCUCUGAUUCUGUCUCGAUGUCCGCUCCAAGAUAAAGUGUAAAUUUUAAUGUAGCACAU
Molecule: messenger RNA, 1669 nt
Organism: Dothidotthia symphoricarpi CBS 119687
Lineage: Eukaryota; Fungi; Ascomycota; Dothideomycetes; Pleosporales; Dothidotthiaceae
Product: general substrate transporter
Exons: 5
Coding region: 16-1617 (533 amino acids)
Biological process (GO): carbohydrate transport; transmembrane transport
Cellular component (GO): membrane
Molecular function (GO): carbohydrate:proton symporter activity
Source: RefSeq, a predicted model, not a curated record